AUGGAGGUGCCAUUGCUGCCGGAGGCGAAUGGAAGUCGAGAAUCUCCGGCAAGGUACCGCCGGUUUUUAUCCGAGGCCAAAAAAGUGAGCCACAUCGCAUUGCCAAUGGUAGUGGUAAAUAUUUCCGAGUACUUUCUUUCCAUCUCCCCGCUCUUUAUGAUCGGCCAUCUCAACCACCUCGAUCUUUCUAGUGUAUCCCUCGGCGUUUCCAUCGCCAAUGUGACCGGCUAUAGCAUAAUUUUCGGCAUGGCGAGUGCAUUAGAAACUCUAUGUGCGCGUGCUCAUGGAACCGGAGAAUAUGAAAAAGUCGGGACUUACACAUUGAAUAGUAUUGUAUGCCUAUUUAUGGUGUCUAUACCCAUUUCGAUUUUAUGGAUAUAUAUGGAGAGGAUACUUAUAUUUAUCGGCCAAGAUGUUCUAAUUUCUGUCGAGGCCGGGAAGUACACUACGUGGUUGAUUCCGUCGCUUUUCCCAUAUGCGAUAUAUCAAUCAUUGUACGGUAACCACUUUGUUAUUCCAUUUGCCGAUUUGUUGGAUGUUAAUAUUCCCGUUGGAGAUGGGGAAUUUGGGCGCGGCGCUUUCUAUUAA
Messenger RNA from Andrographis paniculata, 588 nucleotides. RefSeq names its product protein DETOXIFICATION 14-like. Bases 1 to 588 code for a protein of 195 amino acids. Gene Ontology annotation, molecular function: xenobiotic transmembrane transporter activity; antiporter activity. The record is from RefSeq and is a predicted model, not a curated record. Gene Ontology annotation, cellular component: membrane. Lineage: Eukaryota; Viridiplantae; Streptophyta; Magnoliopsida; Lamiales; Acanthaceae. Gene Ontology annotation, biological process: transmembrane transport. The transcript has 3 exons.